AUGUGGCGGCUCUUUCUGCAGCGCUGCGAGCGCGAACGCGAGAGGGACACCGUGGCGGUGAUCGAUGGCGAAGGGAAGACGAGCUUCCAGGCGCGGAAGGGUUCGAUGGAGCUCCAGCGCCGUGUGGAGGCCUUAGCGGCUCGGAUCCCCCACGCGACGGUGAUGCCGCAGCGAGCGCAGCGAAACCUGGGCGUUUGCUUUGAGAGGACCUCGGUCUCGGCCGUGGUGGCGCUGUUGUCGGCCAUCCGCCAACAGCGCCCCUGCGUGCCGCUGCCCGCGCGGCUGGGCGACUGCGUGGGCCUGGGGCGAGAGCGGCUGAAGGAUCUGAUGGGCUUGGCGAAGCUGGGAGCAGUGCUUUGCAGCCAGCAGACCUUCAUGCAGGUUCUCAACUCUUGGCCUGGGAGAAGGGAGGAUGUUCUCGAUGUCGAGAACACGCCUGACACGCCUGUGCCUGUGCCACAUCACGCGCCCGACCACGUGGAGGAAGUGCCGUGGUGUUCCACGGAGCCCGGUCUUCCGCGGCUCUAUGUGAUCUUCACCUCGGGCUCGACGGGGCGACCGAAGGGUGUGGAGGGCUUGGAGAGCGGAUGUUUGAACCGGCUUUGGUGGCAGUGGCGCUGCUUCCCCUGGGCGCCGGGCGAGGUCUGCUGCGCCCACACCGCGCUGAGCUUCGUGGACCACGUGGCCGAGCUCUUCGGGGCCUUGCUGGCGCCUGCGGACGGGCCCGCGGACCGGCCUGGGCCCACGGUGGUUGGAAGCGCAGGGAUGGAGGUGCCCCAGACCCUGCGAUGCCUCAAGGAGCAUCAAGUCACACGACUGGUGAUUACACCCACGCUGCUGAAGGCUUGGUUGCUGGAGGCAGAGAAUUUGAGCUUCGAUCCCUGGAGGUCUUUGAGAAUGGUGAGCUGCUCUGGUGAAGUCUUUCCGCGGCACUUGCUGAAGCAGUUGGAGCAGGUCUUGCCCAGCAGCUGUCGAGUCCUGAACAUCUACGGCAGCACGGAGGUCUCGGGCGACGCGACCUGCGCUGAGCUGCCAGAGGAUGACCAAGCGGCUGCGCGAUGGUGGUCGCCCGAGCUGCCGUGUGGACGAGAAAUCCAUGGAGUUCAAGUCGAGGUCCUGCAUGUCAAGGAGGCAGGCGAGGAGCUUGAGGUCCAGCAGUGUGGAGAUGGAGAGGAGGGCGAAGUCUUUGUCUCCGGCGCCUGCGUCUCGUCCGGCUACUUCGAGGACCCCGUCGGCACCGCGGCGGCCUUCGGCGUCCGCGGCUUUCGCAGCGGGGAUCUGGGACGCUGGGAGCGCAGCCAAAGGUGCAACCAGCUCGUGAAGCUUCGAGGCCAGCGCGUGGAGCUCAACAGCGUCCAGUUGGCCUUGACCUCCCUGGAACUCGCCCAGCUGGCGCAGCUGGCAGCUCCGUCGCCGGAAGGCUCUUCGUGCCGCCCCAUCUUUCGGGACGCCUGCUGCGUGGUGCACCAGUCCGCUCUGGUGGCGGCCGUGGUCUUCUCCGGCCAAUGGGAGGGAUGCCGCGACCUGAACGCGGUGAGGUCCGCUCUGGCGGAGCUCCUCCCCGCCUGCGCGGUGCCGGCCCACCUGCUGGCGCUGCCGACGCUGCCGACGCUGACGAGCGGCAAGGUGGACCGCUGCGCGGUGCUCCGGGAGGUGGAGGCGUCCGGUCGAGGCCAUCCGGAGGUGGUGGAAGCGCUGGACGUGGUGGAAGCGCUGGUCCAGAGCGCCUGGCGUGAGGCGCUGCAGACGCUCCCGGAGGUUGAUGCGACGAGGUCCUUUACGCAAGCUGGAGGCGACUCAGCUCGGCUCAUGCAGCUGGCCUCGCAGCUGCGGCGCCGGUGGCCGAGGGAGGCCGCGGAGCCUCCUCCCUACGACGCGGUGCUGGAGGCCGCGGAGAAAUCGCGCGCGGCUCUGGUGGAGCUCUGCCAGAGAUGGCGGAAGCGGAAGCGGGAGUCCGUCGACGAGCCCUUCCCGUGCAGUCCGUGGCAGGGCAUGGAGCCGACUGCUCCGGUGGCCGCUCCAGCCGCCCCCGCUCCGGCUGCUGUGCUGCAGAAGGGCGGUCUCCUCGAAGGCGGAGACCUUGACCUCCGGAGGUGGUGCCUGAGCUGGCGAGCAGACCUGCACCAGUGCGUGGAUGCUCCACCACUCUUGGUUUUGGCGUCCACGAAGACUCCUCCCGUUUGGUGGCUGCUCAUUGGAUCUCACUCCCAAGAGUUGGGAUGCUUUGUGGCAGACACCGGAGAGGAGCGCUGGCGCCUUCGCUUGAGCGAUCGCAUCGAAGGCGGUUGCACCGUCGGAUCCACCGGCAGGGGAAGGCAUCGGGUCUUCGUGGGAUGUUACGACGGACAACUCCAUUGCUUCGACCUGGAGUUUGGCAAUCUCCUCUGGAGCUCCUUCGUGGCGCACCAGGACGAAGACCGCGAGAUCAAACAUGCCCCGGCCCUGCUCGGAGCACGGACCGUCCUCGUGGGCACCCACGGCGGUCGCCUCACGGCGCUGGACGCGGAGGACGGAGCGCGCCAGUGGAGCCUGACGAUGCCGGGCGCGGUCUUUGCAGCGCCGGUGGUGGAGGGCUGGAGCUUGUAUGUAGCCACCACCUCUGGGCAGUCCUUGACGAAGUUCCGGUGUCCGUCAGACCUCUCCGCUCCACCGCGCGCGUGGGCGCGGCGCCUGUCGGCGCCCCUCUUCGCCACGCCGGUCGUGCUGAGCGGCGCGGGCGCGCUGCUGGUGGCCUCGGUGGACGGCGUGGUGCGGAAGCUGGCGGAGUCCGAUGGGUCGGAGCGCUGGAGCGUGCAGCUGGAUGGGCACACCUUUGCGGCUCCAUGCGUCUCAGGGCCCUGUGCGGCCAUCGGCACCCAUGGCGGCUCCGUCUUUGGGCUGUCGCUGCACCGGGGCGACGUGCUGUGGAAAGCUCAGCUGGGCGAUGUGGUCUAUGGCACUCCCUUCGCGCUGGGAUCUUCCACCUUCUGCGUGGUGACGCGCAAGGGCCGACUAUGCUUCCUGGAGGGCCAGGAGGUCUGGGAGGCAGCGCAACUGGAAGGGGAGGUGUUUUCUUCGCCGGUGGCCUGGAAUGCCACCGAGAACACAGCGACAGGUACUGAGAAGAUCCACAACCUACCUGCUCUACCAGAAGAACGCAUCUGUGUUUGGUUCCAGAAGGGAAAAUGCAAGAAUGGGACAAAGUGUCAGUUUAUGCACGUGCGGCAAGAACGCGAUGGAAAUGUUGUAGUGGUUCGAAACUUGGCAAAGUCCACUGAUCCUGAAGUACUGGAAACCGAACUCUUGCAGCACUUCAAGACAUACGGGUACGUGACUCGCAUUCAGGUGAAGACAGAUUUAAACAAUCGAUGCCGAGGAUUUGCUUUUGUUGUUUUUGCAGAUGCAAACUCCGCACUGGAGGCAUUGAAAUGCCCGCACCCAUUUUGGAAUAUCAAACUCAAGUCCGAUUUGCCAAUGUACAUUGAGGGUGAGACAAGGCCAAGCAGGAAAACCCAUUCGCAGGAUCGUGUGUCUUCUCCAGCCCGGCUAGCAUUUACGAGAAAUCAGACGGUGCUGCUUAUUGGUGAAGGUGAUUUUAGUUUUGCAGCAGCUUCGGUGGCGAUGGGGUGCCUAGAUCCAUCAAACACGCUUGCCACAUCAGUGGAACCUCCACGUUGCACAAAGCAUCUGGAGUACCUGUAUGCCAAGGGCAUGGAGUGCCGAACAGAUGUAGAUGCAACAUCGUUGACAUUCACAGAAUCAUAUGAUGUCGUGGUGUUCAAUUUUCCACACACCGGUGAGCCUAGCAUCGAAGCUAACGUCACCUUGCUGAAGAGAUUCUUUCGAAGCGCGGUGGAUUUGCUGCUUCCGGGUGGCAUUGUGGCCGUGUCUUUGAAGCAGACCUGGCCAUAUUCGGAGUGGAAUCUGGAAGGUUGUGCAGCAAUGGCCGGCUUGCAAAAGGGGGCGGCAUAUCUUUUCCCUGCAGAGACGCUUCUGCGACAUGGCUACACGCAUACGACCACCGAUGAUAUUCCCCACGAAGUGGAGCAUCUCGAAGGUGCAAAGACUGUGGAGUUCAUCAGAGCCAAGGACUAA
Durusdinium trenchii is the source of this 4074-nucleotide messenger RNA. Lineage: Eukaryota; Dinophyceae; Suessiales; Symbiodiniaceae. The record is from the annotation of a GenBank genome assembly.